Electrophorus electricus (electric eel) is the source of this 1238-nucleotide messenger RNA. It is a transcript of the gene dnal4b, whose product is annotated as dynein, axonemal, light chain 4b. Gene Ontology annotation, cellular component: dynein complex. Gene Ontology annotation, biological process: microtubule-based process. The record is from RefSeq and is a predicted model, not a curated record. NCBI's taxonomy places the organism in Eukaryota, Metazoa, Chordata, Actinopteri, Gymnotiformes, Gymnotidae.
UGCCAUGGUCAAGAUGUCUCCUUAACAACAUAACGUUAGCUGGUUGUGAGAGCAUCAGAUUUCUAUUUGCUUUGCUUUGCUGACACCCAGCUACAUGUCUGCCGGUGCUAUAGAACCAGCUACCUAAAAUAUGGCAGAAACGGGCGACAACAAGAAGGAGGAGGCGGACUAUAAGAGAUUGCACAGCUUCCCUCUGAUCAGGCAUACAGACAUGCCAGAGGAGAUGAGGGUGGAGACAAUGGAGCUGUGUGUUACUGCGUGUGAAAAGUUUGCUUCCAAUAAUGAGAGUGCAGCCAAGAUGAUAAAAGAGUCGAUGGACAAGAAGUUUGGCAGCUCAUGGCAUGUGGUGAUCGGAGAGGGCUUUGGCUUCGAGAUCACACAUGAGGUGAAGAACCUCCUGUACAUGUUCUUUGGGGGCAGUCUGGCAGUAUGUGUGUGGAAGUGCUCUUAACACUUGCACACACAAACACACCCACAGCACACACCCUUAGUGAAGCACAAACAGCUGACAAAUCCGAAGAUCUGAACCGCGGCACAUGCUCACUCCUGCACUAGUCCUGGAGACCCCACCCCGCCCUCCUGCACAGCUCCACAUUUCCCCAUUUGACCACACCUUACUCACAUCAUGAAUCCUUAUCACGCCCUUCGUGAAAUCAGUUGGACUUGUUACAGAGUCAUGGUAGAUACAGGAAAGCAUGAACCUAUGCAAGUGGUCCCCCCAGCUGUGUGUGUGUGUAUGUAUGUGCAUUAGCAUAGCUGUGUUUGUGGAGACCCAACAUAGAAAAAUGCAGUCAUUUGUCUCACCCCCCACCCCCCCUUAAAUUUAUCAGGAGAAACACGACAUUUCACGUUUUUAGUUUUUCUAUCCAACAAUACUGGAUCUCAGUACUCAAAACCAACAAUGCUGGAUCUCUGUUCUGCCAGACCAUCUGGGUGUUGAGUUCCAUCUCUACUCUUUCUCUCAUCUCUGUCGCUUUCUUACUUGUUCCUUCCCUCUUUCAUCUCUCUCACUCUCCCUUUCUCUCUCCUCCCUUCUUUUCAUCCUCACCCCUCACCAACUGUCUAUCUCUGUUUUUCACUUUAAUAUCUGUUGCCUGGGAAGUACUUUUUCAUAAGAAAUAUAUAUUUUUCCAGUCUCAGUAUGUGAAUAUCUCAUGUAUAUAUUUUAUAGAAUAUAAUUGUAAAUUUUGUACAUUUGUGAAAUUGUUAAUUGUUGUAUAAUAAAACAUCACUGAUAC